Molecule: messenger RNA, 1392 nt
Organism: Penicillium egyptiacum
Lineage: Eukaryota; Fungi; Ascomycota; Eurotiomycetes; Eurotiales; Aspergillaceae
Source: the annotation of a GenBank genome assembly
AUGGUCUCCGAUGCCGGCGUGAAGAAAACGCCUAAGAAUGAGCGCAAGGCAACCAAACAUAGCCAGGAAAAGCUAGAAAAUCUCCUUGGAGAAGCACAAAAAGAGGAAAAAUCCAAUGGACAGGGUCCAAGUGCUGGUGAACAAGGUGCUGCUGCACCGGGACCCGUGGACGACCGACAAUCCGCCGACAGGGAGCAGCCAGAUCAACCAAACUCAAGUCAAGGUUCUGAUAUUUCAGGCGACUCACACCGUGGAACAGGACCUGCGAAUGAGCCUGGGUCGAGUGACGAGGAAAUGUCAGACGCUGAACCUGAUAUCACGAACGAGUCGACCUCUACUGGCACGGCGGGAGCACAAACACGUGGAAUGAAUAAUUCAAGCGUCGGCGCGCAACUAUUUGUGGACUUUGAGAAGUUGAACAUAGAUGAAGGCCGUCAUAAAAAGAAAGGACGCCACGAAGAUCCCCAACCAGGCGACAUAGCCGGGUUUGGCGGCACAGGGAAUAAUCGGUUCUUCAUUUUUCGGGUUGGUCCCGCCCAAGCCCCUAGGCACGUGUUUCGAAGAACAAGUGCGUAUAGCACCGAAGGUUUCGAAAAUCUGUCCCACAAUCGGAUUUCCCUACUCAAAUACAAUGGCCUAAACGGGGAUCGACUUUGGCAAUAUACGAGAAGAAAUAUUGCCGGGUUUAGAGGCAUCGCCAUCGAUAAAACGGAGAGCAGCCUUAAGUGUCCACAGACAUGGAUCAAUGUCGAAUGGAAGGAUAUUAAGGAAGAGCACAGGUACUUGUUGGUUAACGAAUGCAACUGGACCCCUAGGACGGAUGUGAUUCGCUUAUCGGGUAGGAAGGUGGCCAGCAUUGGAAUCCGCGCAAUCUGGACCUUGCAGGAGACUCUGCACAUUGAGGCGAUCCAAAGAGAGGGUAAACUGGUUUCACCUUUGCCAUUUCCUUUGGCUCCCUUCGAGGCGGAGAAAAUCAAGCCAGAAAGAUCUCGUACACCGGAUCAAUUCGAGCCAACCUUGGCUCUAUUCAAGUCUUUUUCCUCGACCCCAAAGAGCCGAUCUAGCAUCUCAGGAGGCAACAUGGCUAAUGGUAUCAAACGAGAGCAAGAGCAGGAGACAAGUACUAUUGUGCCGCCCCGUUCCGCUAUUCAAACCGCUCCUGAAUCGAAUGUUUUCGAAGUCGAAAGCGGUGGGAGCAGUCAAAGCAAGACCCAGGCACCUAAAAAAUUUAAUGUUCAAACUUAUAUGGCAAGUGUGGAAAAGGCGGAGAAGUGGAACGCCAUGAGCGAAGCCGAGAGAGAGAAGAGAUAUAGAAUAGCCUUGGCAAAUUAUGAUCACUACAAGGAGGAGAGGCAGAUCAAGGGUGAUGUGGAGGUUGAGGAAGAACUUUAA